Haliotis rufescens (red abalone) is the source of this 8505-nucleotide messenger RNA. RefSeq names its product titin-like. NCBI's taxonomy places the organism in Eukaryota, Metazoa, Mollusca, Gastropoda, Lepetellida, Haliotidae. The record is from RefSeq and is a predicted model, not a curated record. The transcript is spliced from 32 exons. Bases 142 to 7689 code for a protein of 2515 amino acids.
CUGUCAAUGCAGCUCGCGACGAGUAAAAUGAAUAUUUCCUACAUGUACAGGUAUUAGAAGCUCCACCGUCUAGGAUUAACGUCUGAUCAAUGAGAUAUUAACAGUCACAUUCGAGAUUGGCGUUGCCGUACUCUGCCUGCCAUGAUGUGGACUUACAUUCUCCUGAUCGUCUUAGUCUCCUGUCCCCUGGUUAACGCCGACCUGUCAACUCUAAACAGAGAUUGUCAUUCCAUCUAUGACGCCGUAUUGGUCGUGGAUGGAUCAGAAAGUAUUGGCCUCGAGAACUUCAAAACAAUCAAAAGAGCACUUAUGGAGUUCGUCAACAACACUCUGCAACCAAACAAGGACGUCCACCUUGGCGCGGUCCUUUACAGCAGCGGCGUGGAGGAGACGGUCAACUUGACCUCCGACUGGGCCAUGUUAGACGACAAAAUCAACGCCAUGGCCUGGCCUGCUAGAGCAACGUUCACCGACAGUGGUAUCGAGGCUGCGACCGCCAUGCUACUUGAACAGGGCAGGAAAGUAGUUCCACGAAUCCUGAUUGUGGUCACAGAUGGCCUGUCCUCACGACCCGACAGGACACUAGUCGCUGCAGCUGCUGCUAAACAGUCAAGUAUCACUGUCUAUUCUGUUGGGAUUGAAGUGUAUGUGAAAGCAAACUCCGAGAUCCUGGCUCGAUACAAGACGGAGUUGUCUACCAUUGCUUCCGACGAAGGUCACGUGAUCCACUUGGCAGAUUUUAACGAAUUUGAGAAUAUUGCUCCAGAGCUUGCAACGAAGUUCUGUGCAGUAAUUGCUGAUAUUGUGACCGGCCUCCAGAACCUGACAGUAUACGUUGGAGACACGUUUACUCUGACAGCAGAGAUGAGUCACGCAGCCGUGGUCGGAGGAACCUGGACUCUUAAUGGCGUACCAUUGUCUGACGGAGGAAGGGUCAAUAUAUCUAACAACGGUUCACUUCAGCAUCUAACCUUGAAUGGAGCCGCUUUGACGGAUGCAGGGGAAUACGCAUUCACUGUUGGCACAACAACAGCACAAGGAUAUGUCAGUGUUGACGCAACCACCAUCACACAAGGUCUUACAGAUCAAACUGUCUCUCAGGGUACACAGGUGGUAUUUCAAGUCACCUUAAGUCAGACAGGCAUCACAGGUGAUUGGUUCAAGGAUGGUGUCAGUAUAACCGGUGAUUCAAGAUAUCAGACCCAAUCUGCUGGAAAUACCCAGUACAUGUUCUUCACCAAUUCUCAAGUAUCCGACUCUGGAACAUAUACGUUCACUGCCAAUGGCCAAUCUACUUCAGCCCGGUUGACAGUAACAGGUUCAGGUGCAGUGAACGGAAACUGGGGCGAGUGGACACAGUGGAGUGGUCCCACCUGUCCUGCAACAUGUGGUUCUGCAGCCAUAAACAAUCUCUCCAGAAGCAGGUCCUGUGAUAAUCCAGCUCCAAGUAACGGUGGCACUUCCUGUACCGGAGAAGCGAGUCAGAGCGAGAGCCGAAUGUGUGGACCAUCUACAUGUGACUCCACCAUCACAGGAGGUCUUACAGAUCAAACUGUCUCUCAGGGUACACAGGUGGUAUUUCAAGUCACCUUAAGUCAGACAGGCAUCACAGGUGAUUGGUUCAAGGAUGGUGUCAAUAUUACCGGUGAUUCACGAUUUCAGACCCAAUCUUCUGGAAAUACCCAGUACAUGUUCUUCACCAAUUCUCAAGUAUCCGACUCUGGAACAUAUACGUUCACUGCCAAUGGCCAAUCUACUUCAGCCCAGUUGACGGUUACAGGUUCAGGUGCAGUGAACGGAAACUGGGGCGAGUGGACACAGUGGAGUGGUCCCACCUGUCCUGCAACAUGUGGUUCUGCAGCCAUAAACAAUCUCUCCAGAAGCAGGUCCUGUGAUAACCCAGCUCCAAGUAACGGUGGCACUUCCUGUACCGGAGAAGCAAGUCAGAGCGAGAGCCGAAUGUGUGGACCAUCUACAUGUGACUCCACCAUCACAGGAGGUCUUACAGAUCAAACUGUCUCUCAGGGUACACAGGUGGUAUUUCAAGUCACCUUAAGUCAGACAGGCAUCACAGGUGAUUGGUUCAAGGAUGGUGUCAAUAUAACCGGUGAUUCACGAUUUCAGACCCAAUCUUCUGGAAAUACCCAGUACAUGUUCUUCACCAAUUCUCAAGUAUCCGACUCUGGAACAUAUACGUUCACUGCCAAUGGCCAAUCUACCUCAGCCCAGUUGACGGUUACAGGUUCAGGUGCAGUGAACGGAAACUGGGGCGAGUGGACACAGUGGAGUGGUCCAACCUGUCCUGCAACAUGUGGUUCUGCAGCCGUAAACAAUCUCUCCAGAAGCAGGUCCUGUGAUAACCCAGCUCCAAGUAACGGUGGCACUUCCUGUACCGGAGAAGCAAGUCAGAGCGAGAGCCGAAUGUGUGGACCAUCUACAUGUGACUCCACCAUCACAGGAGGUCUUACAGAUCAAACUGUCUCUCAGGGUACACAGGUGGUAUUUCAAGUCACCUUAAGUCAGACAGGCAUCACAGGUGAUUGGUUCAAGGAUGGUGUCAAUAUAACCGGUGAUUCACGAUUUCAGACCCAAUCUUCUGGAAAUACCCAGUACAUGUUCUUCACCAAUUCUCAAGUAUCCGACUCUGGAACAUAUACGUUCACUGCCAAUGGCCAAUCUACCUCAGCCCAGUUGACGGUUACAGGUUCAGGUGCAGUGAACGGAAACUGGGGCGAGUGGACACAGUGGAGUGGUCCAACCUGUCCUGCAACAUGUGGUUCUGCAGCCGUAAACAAUCUCUCCAGAAGCAGGUCCUGUGAUAACCCAGCUCCAAGUAACGGUGGCACUUCCUGUACCGGAGAAGCAAGUCAGAGCGAGAGCCGAAUGUGUGGACCAUCUACAUGUGACUCCACCAUCACAGGAGGUCUUACAGAUCAAACUGUCUCUCAGGGUACACAGGUGGUAUUUCAAGUCACCUUAAGUCAGACAGGCAUCACAGGUGAUUGGUUCAAGGAUGGUGUCAAUAUAACCGGUGAUUCACGAUUUCAGACCCAAUCUUCUGGAAAUACCCAGUACAUGUUCUUCACCAAUUCUCAAGUAUCCGACUCUGGAACAUAUACGUUCACUGCCAAUGGCCAAUCUACCUCAGCCCAGUUGACGGUUACAGGUUCAGGUGCAGUGAACGGAAACUGGGGCGAGUGGACACAGUGGAGUGGUCCAACCUGUCCCGCAACAUGUGGUUCUGCAGCCGUAAACAAUCUCUCCAGAAGCAGGUCCUGUGAUAACCCAGCUCCAAGUAACGGUGGCACUUCCUGUACCGGAGAAGCGAGUCAGAGCGAGAGCCGAAUGUGUGGACCAUCUACAUGUGACUCCACCAUCACAGGAGGUCUUACAGAUCAAACUGUCUCUCAGGGUACACAGGUGGUAUUUCAAGUCACCUUAAGUCAGACAGGCAUCACAGGUGAUUGGUUCAAGGAUGGUGUCAAUAUAACCGGUGAUUCACGAUUUCAGACCCAAUCUUCUGGAAAUACCCAGUACAUGUUCUUCACCAAUUCUCAAGUAUCCGACUCUGGAACAUAUACGUUCACUGCCAAUGGCCAAUCUACCUCAGCCCAGUUGACGGUUACAGGUUCAGGUGCAGUGAACGGAAACUGGGGCGAGUGGACACAGUGGAGUGGUCCAACCUGUCCUGCAACAUGUGGUUCUGCAGCCAUAAACAAUCUCUCCAGAAGCAGGUCCUGUGAUAACCCAGCUCCAAGUAACGGUGGCACUUCCUGUACCGGAGAAGCAAGUCAGAGCGAGAGCCGAAUGUGUGGACCAUCUACAUGUGACUCCACCAUCACAGGAGGUCUUACAGAUCAAACUGUCUCUCAGGGUACACAGGUGGUAUUUCAAGUCACCUUAAGUCAGACAGGCAUCACAGGUGAUUGGUUCAAGGAUGGUGUCAAUAUAACCGGUGAUUCACGAUUUCAGACCCAAUCUUCUGGAAAUACCCAGUACAUGUUCUUCACCAAUUCUCAAGUAUCCGACUCUGGAACAUAUACGUUCACUGCCAAUGGCCAAUCUACCUCAGCCCAGUUGACGGUUACAGGUUCAGGUGCAGUGAACGGAAACUGGGGCGAGUGGACACAGUGGAGUGGUCCAACCUGUCCUGCAACAUGUGGUUCUGCAGCCGUAAACAAUCUCUCCAGAAGCAGGUCCUGUGAUAACCCAGCUCCAAGUAACGGUGGCACUUCCUGUACCGGAGAAGCAAGUCAGAGCGAGAGCCGAAUGUGUGGACCAUCUACAUGUGACUCCACCAUCACAGGAGGUCUUACAGAUCAAACUGUCUCUCAGGGUACACAGGUGGUAUUUCAAGUCACCUUAAGUCAGACAGGCAUCACAGGUGAUUGGUUCAAGGAUGGUGUCAAUAUAACCGGUGAUUCACGAUUUCAGACCCAAUCUUCUGGAAAUACCCAGUACAUGUUCUUCACCAAUUCUCAAGUAUCCGACUCUGGAACAUAUACGUUCACUGCCAAUGGCCAAUCUACCUCAGCCCAGUUGACGGUUACAGGUUCAGGUGCAGUGAACGGAAACUGGGGCGAGUGGACACAGUGGAGUGGUCCAACCUGUCCCGCAACAUGUGGUUCUGCAGCCGUAAACAAUCUCUCCAGAAGCAGGUCCUGUGAUAACCCAGCUCCAAGUAACGGUGGCACUUCCUGUACCGGAGAAGCGAGUCAGAGCGAGAGCCGAAUGUGUGGACCAUCUACAUGUGACACAAUCACCAUCACAGGAGGUCUUACAGAUCAAACUGUCUCUCAGGGUACACAGGUGGUAUUUCAAGUCACCUUAAGUCAGACAGGCAUCACAGGUGAUUGGUUCAAGGAUGGUGUCAGUAUAACCGGUGAUUCAAGAUAUCAGACCCAAUCUUCUGGAAAUAUCCAGUACAUGUUCUUCAAUUCUCAAGUAUCCGACUCUGGAACAUAUAUGUUCACUGCCAAUGGCCAAUCUACUUCAGCCCAGUUGACGGUUACAGGUUCAGAUGCAGUGAACGGAAACUGGGGCGAGUGGACACAGUGGAGUGGUCCAACCUGUCCUGCAACAUGUGGUUCUGCAGCUAUAAACAAUCUCUCCAGAAGCAGGUCCUGUGAUAACCCAGCUCCAAGUAACGGUGGCACUUCCUGUACCGGAGAAGCAAGUCAGAGCGAGAGCCGAAUGUGUGGACCAUCUACAUGUGACACAACCACCAUCACACAAGGUCUUACAGAUCAAACUGUCUCUCAGGGUAUACAGGUGGUAUUCCAAGUCACCUUAAGUCAGACAGGCAUCACAGGUGAUUGGUUCAAGGAUGGUGUCAGUAUAACCGGCGAUUCAAGAUAUCAGACCCAAUCUUCUGGAAAUAUCCAGUACAUGUACUUCAAUUCUCAAGUAUCCGACUCUGGAACAUAUAUGUUCACUGCCAAUGGCCAAUCUACUUCAGCCCAGUUGACGGUUACAGGUUCAGGUGCAGUGAACGGAAACUGGGGCGAGUGGACACAGUGGAGUGGUCCAACCUGUCCUGCAACAUGUGGUUCUGCAGCUAUAAACAAUCUCUCCAGAAGCAGGUCCUGUGAUAACCCAGCUCCAAGUAACGGUGGCACUUCCUGUACCGGAGAAGCAAGUCAGAGCGAGAGCCGAAUGUGUGGACCAUCUACAUGUGACACAACCACCUUCACACAAGGUCUUACAGAUCAAACUAUCUCUCAGGGUACACAGGUGGUAUUCCAAGUCACUUUAAGUCAGGGAGGCGUCACAGGUGAAUGGUUCAAGGACGGUGUCAAGAUAACCGGUGAAUCCAGAUAUCAGUCCUAUCAGACUGGCAACUCUGUCUAUCUUCUAUUUACCAAUUCUCAAGUUUCGGAUUCGGGAAGGUAUACAUUCACUGUGAAUGGACAAUCAACAUCAGCACAAUUGACAGUAACUGGUUCAGGUGCAGUGAACGGAAACUGGGGCGGGUGGUCACAGUGGAGUGGCCCGACUUGUCCUGCAACAUGUGGUUCUGCAGCAAGACGCACUGUCACCAGGCGCAGGUUCUGUAAUAACCCAGCCCCCACUAACGGUGGCACUUCCUGUCCUGAAGAGGCAAGUCAAAGUGAAAGCCGAAUGUGUGGACCAUCUACAUGUGAUAUCGGUUUCACCACUGAACUCCGUGAUACAAGAGCCCGACUCGGUGGUGACUUCACCCUGACUGCCGUCGUCAACAGGACUGGUCUAGGUGAUGGACAGUGGACGAAGGGGGGACAGGUGCUCACCACGAAUGACAGGAUGACCAUUGGUUCAGAUGGAGCAGGGACAUAUACACUGAGAGUAAGAGGAACGGAGACCACAGAUCAAGGACGAUAUACAUUCAGUGCAGGAGGCAAAUCUACUGGAUGCAGAGUUACAGUUAUUGAUUGUCAUUCCAUCUAUGACGCCGUAUUGGUCGUUGAUGGAUCAGAAAGUAUUGGCCUCGAGAACUUCAAAACAAUCAAAAGAGCACUUAUGGAGUUCGUCAACAACACUUUGCAACCAAACAAGGACGUCCACCUUGGCGUGGUCCUUUACAGCAGCGGCGUGGAGGAGACGGUCAACAUGACCUCCGACUGGGCCAUGUUAGACGACAGAAUCAACGCCAUGGCCUGGCCUGCUAGAGCAACAUUCACCCACAGUGGUAUCGAGGCUGCGACCGCCAUGCUACUUGAACAGGGCAGGAAAGUAGUUCCACGAAUCCUGAUUGUGGUCACAGAUGGCCUGUCCACACGACCCGACAGGACACUAGUCGCUGCAGCUGCUGCUAAACAGUCAAGUAUCACUGUCUAUUCUGUUGGGAUUGAAGUGUAUGUGAAAGCAAACUCCGUGAUCCUGGCUCGAUAUAAGACGGAGUUGUCUACCAUUGCAUCCGACGAAGGUCACGUGAUCCACUUGGCAGAUUUUAACGAAUUUGAGAACAUUGCUCCAGAGCUUGCAACGAAGUUCUGUGCAGUAGUUGCUGACGUUGUGACCGGCCCCCAGAACCUGACAGUAUACGUAGGGGACACGUUCACGCUGACAGCACAGAUGAGUCACGCAGCCGUGGUCGGAGGAACCUGGACUCUAAAUGGCGUACCGUUGUCUGACGGAGGAAGGGUCAGUUUUUCCCAAAAUGGCUCUUUGCUGCAUCUGACGAUCCAAGAAGUAACCGCUGCGGACGCCGGUCGAUACAGCUACAGUGUUGGUGGGAAAACGGCACAUGGCUAUGUUUCGGUUCUAGCUUCUUGGGGUCCGUGGGGCGACUGGGUAUCCUCAGCUUGUACUGCUACGUGUGGGUUAAGCGUCACACAGACCUUGAGGCGAGCACGACAGUGUCGCCAGGCGACCGGACCGACCUGUGUUGGUGAUGCGACAGAUGAAGAUGUUCGUGCCUGCAGCGUCACCAACUGCUACGGCAUGUGGUCCGACUGGGGCAAGUGGAGCACGCCAUCGUGUCCCAUCUGUGGCCAGUCUGGUACUCAGGUUCAAGUCUACAGAACCCGCACGUGCAUCAAGGAACGGGCAACUGAUGAAGCAUGCACUGGAUCCACUUAUGUGUCAAGCGGCUAUGCGUGCACCCUGAAUCAAUGCACAGGCAACCAAAAUCCAUCAGCGUCAGAUCGGGUCAGAGGAACAUUCCUGGUCAUUGCUGCCGGGGUGGCCGUCGGUCUAACAUUGUUGUAGCUGCAGCCACGAGACAUCCACCUUCAUCAAUCAACACAUUCUGAACACAAAAAGACAGCAGACUAGAAAAAUGGGGGAGAAUAAGUGUAUGUGUUUGUGGUGUGAGCGAGAUAGAGAGAGCGUGUGUGUGUGUGUGUGUGUGUGUGUGUGUGUGUGUGUGUGUGUGUGUGUGUGUGUGUGUGUGUGUGUGUGUGUGUGUGUGUGUGUGUGUGUGUGUGUGUGCGUGUGUUUGUUUGUUUGUCUGUAGAAACUUUCUACAAGUCUUCUUUUGCAGUAUAUUAAAUUUUAUUUAUUAAGUAGACGCUUGAUCGAGGAUAGUUUUAAACUUAUAGGCAGCUCUGGCUAUUUCAGGCGAGUGCGAUGUUAAUUGAACAUAUAUGUUCUGCAUUUGUGUCGAGAAUUUGUCUUCUUUAAACGUAGUAUGCUAAAUCAUUAAAAGGAUCGUUAUAAUAUCAAAUUCCAGCUAUAUCACAACGUUAAUCCUUAUGUUCCACGCUGAGUAUUAAUGAAUCUUCCCGUGUCCACAUACCAGUUAGAAGGCAUCAAUCAUUCCAUGGAAAACUACGAUCGUUGUUAGUUGUUAUAGCAUGUUAGCAGUAACUAGAAGCGAUUAAUGAGAAAUAUGUACCACAAUCUUAACCAGUAGACGGUUUGCGUUGCAAAUCUAAGGGCCUUAUUUCAAUUCUACACCAAGACGUAUAUAUCACAUGUACUUCCAACAUACGUAUCAUAUAUGCGUGUAUGUUUUCAGACAUUUGUAAAUCGCACUAGAUGUAUGGAUUCAUUUUGAUGUAAUAAAGGUAUAUUACAAAACGA